Messenger RNA from Dreissena polymorpha, 436 nucleotides. RefSeq lists its product as uncharacterized. The transcript is spliced from 4 exons. The coding region runs from base 52 to 363 and encodes 103 amino acids. The record is from RefSeq and is a predicted model, not a curated record. Lineage: Eukaryota; Metazoa; Mollusca; Bivalvia; Myida; Dreissenidae.
ACAGGCAGUCCUCCGUUUAAUUAAAAAUGCACAUUCCUCACUGAGGCUGUGAUGAACGUGAUCGGAAAAGAGGGAGUGGACAUAAUGGGUAUUGGACCCAGCAGCCUAGACACCUCUAUUUUGCAAUUGACCGAUAAGCGUGCUGCGAUGUCAAAAUCAGUUUCCUUUAAUCAGAAAAGAAGAUAUACACCAUCGAUGGCUGAGAAUGGCUCUAGAAGCUCAACUAUUUUUCCUCCAGACAAACCAUCACCUUCAUGUUGCAGUCAUUGCAGUCUAUAUGAACUUAAUGCCUUGAAGAAGAGGAAGCUGGAGCUUCAAAUACAAUUGUUUGAGGCCCAGUUGGCGCGAUUUGAUGAGGAAUAGAUUAUUUUGUUAUUUGUUAUUAUUUUGUUAUGAAGAUAAAGUUUAGUUAUAUUAAAGAGUUACAUGAAAUUCA